AUGUCGGCUCCAAUCGAACAAUCCAUCUACUUGAGAGACACGAAUCGGAACUUCGUCAUAGACGUCACCGUUUCGGGCGCUCAAAGCUUUACGUUUACGCUGGUUACCGGACAGGGUUUGAAUCAGCACCCGCCCGCCGAGCACAACUAUCAUCCUGUUGUCAUCCAGAAUGUCGACUUCCUCGACAUCCACAACCAUGGGCAUAAUUUCGUACAGGCACCGAUCCGUAAUCUGGAGGAGCUCCAGUACGAGCCAGUCGUUGUUCCGAACUUGAACAUGCUCCGUCGCCAGUCGCCCAUGUCUACCGCUGCUACGCCCGCCGCUGCUACUGGAACGGCCCAGAACCCGAUUGGCCCUACGGUCAAGGUGGAGGAGGAGGAGGAGUAA
This is a messenger RNA of Neurospora crassa OR74A, 387 nucleotides long. RefSeq lists its product as hypothetical. The record is from RefSeq and is a predicted model, not a curated record. NCBI's taxonomy places the organism in Eukaryota, Fungi, Ascomycota, Sordariomycetes, Sordariales, Sordariaceae. The coding region runs from base 1 to 387 and encodes 128 amino acids. The transcript is spliced from 3 exons.